UACACAAAUGCUUGGUGUUGUCUAGGGAGUGAGCGAGUGUUUUUACCGGCCAUUCAAUCCCUUUUGGACGGAGUAUUUUGAGGUGGCAUACUGUGAUUGAGCUAAAUUAUUAUAUCACAACUUUAUCGUGAAUUCUAGGUACAUUCGACGAGUUCUAAACCCCAGAAAACAUGUCGACAGGAGCGUUGCUACUCUCUCGCGAGCGGGAUCCGCCCAAGCCCGUAGCCGAUUUCUUCAAAACCCAGACGACCCAUGCGGAUGAGAUCGCGGCUCAGGCCCAGGCCUCGGCCGGCCUGGCGACGGCAGGGUUCCGUACGUCCAAGUACAGGCCUGACGAGUGGCACAAGUCCAACUACGACAAGUACUACAAGGCCUUCGCGGACAGGGAUAUAGCAGAGAGACUAAGACACGAGUCCAAACAGCUAGCCAACACGACAGAGGCCAUCACUCAGCGUACGCAGGCUGACGUCACCAAGAAGCUCGGCGAGCGCAUGCACGACAUCACCUUCUGGAAGUCGGAGCUGAACCGUGAGAUCGAUGAUGUCAUCGCGGAGACAGACCUGCUAUUGGCUCAGAAGAAGCGGUUGGAGAAUGCCCUGUACGCCACGGAGAUUCCCUACAAGAUCUCCCUGGACAACCUGGAGAGCCGCGAGCGCAGACAGGGUGUGGACCUGGUCAGGGACGAACCAGAGGUUGAACUCGUCAAGGAAGUGGAGAUCAUUAAGAGUGUGCAGGACCUGUUGAGAAGAACACUGGAGCAGACAAUCAACCAAAUCAGGAAUAACCGUGAUGCUAAGCAGAACCUGGAGAUGGACUGGAGUGAUAAGAAGGAUGCGCUGGAGAUAGACGACAAGUGUGCCCGUCUCAACAACCAGUCCACAGACAUCGAGUACCACCCCAACACUGGGCAGUGGCAGGAGUUCUCCUCCACCCCCGAGACCUGGGCGCAGUACAGCCACGAUAACAUCGUCAGGGCAGAACAGGAGAGGAUGGCGUCCAUCAACCUGCGCGCCCUGAUCGACAAUGUCAUCUCCGACACGUCUACGGACAUGCACGAGCAGUGCAACACCGUGGACACUGCCAUGGCCAAGAGGCUGGAGGAACUCAACGAUGCCAAGGCUAAACUGGAGAACCAUCUACAGAAGACCCUACAGGAGAUUGCCUCCCAGGAGAAGAACAUCGCCAUGUUGAAGCAGGCCAUCGCAGACAAGCGGCCGCCCAUGCAGGUGGCACAGACCCGCCUGCACCACCGCACCUCCCGGCCUAACGUGGAGCUGUGCCGCGACCCCGCCGCUGAGAGGCUUCUGACGGAGGUUACAGAGAUCACAGAGUCUAUUGAGGCACUCCAGAGGAAGUUGCAGAAUGCCGAGGCCUCCCUUAAGGACCUGAUGGACACACGCAUGACCCUGGAGAAGGAGAUCGCUGUCAAGUCCAACAGCAUCUUCAUCGACAAGCAGAAGGUGUGCCAAGUCCGCACGCGCUACCCCAGCAUGAUGAAGCUCACUGGGUACCAGUAAACUGAACUUAGCAUCUUGUUGGCUUCAUGUGGAUUCAGACAGGGCUGACUUUAGACAGAACGUAGCAUCAUGUUGGCUUGUUGUUGAUACGGAUACUUCAUAAGGGGGUAUAUAACUGAAAGAAAAAAGAGAGAAGACAGUGAAUUAUUUGGAAUCAUGUGAAUCAUUAUCAAAGAAUCUAUAUCUAGCCCCACAUAUGAAAUAAAUUAUGGAAAUCUUUUUAUCAUGGUAUUGUAUAGAGAUUUGCACAUUACACUCUUUACUAAUAUAUGUAUUACAAGAGACCACUAAAGAAUUCAAAAGGAAAAGUUCUAGACAGUUACCAUGAAUAGUUUUCCACCUGUUCAAUACAUGUUGUAUUUGUAAAACUCAAAUCAAGUAAUAUGCUGUUAGAUAUAGCUUCUUCUGAAAGACUUUUGGAAUUCUCUUGUAACUUUCGGAUUAUGUAUAUAAAAGAGGUGAUUUGAGAAAUACGGUAUGUUUUGAACUUAACAUUUUAUUGACAGUUUUUUGAGAUUAUGUGCAUCCAUAUACUAUUAUAGUGUUAAGUAUAGUCAUAUGUUUUUCACAGCACUAAGCAAUGAAAUCAAUGAGUAGGCUUACACAGCAUAAUUUCACUAGAUGAAACAAUGAUUUUUUGAGAAAUAAAAAUUGGGUAAUCUUCCAUUCAGGUGGAUCAUGAUGAAAUCAUGAAGGAUAUGAUACUAGUAAUCAUUGCAACUAGCUGAUUCCACACAGUAUUGACACUUAUGACAAAAGAUAAGGUAUUCUAAGACCCUUCUAAGUUUACAAAUUGCAAACAUCAAGACUGGAAAACAUAUAUAGAGAGUUUUGUUGGGGAUUUUGUUUGCCUUUGCUGUAUGAUAUUGCUGCUAUUUUUGUGCCAAGACUGAAUAAACACUAUGCACAACAACACAAA
Messenger RNA from Branchiostoma floridae (Florida lancelet), 2436 nucleotides. Its product is annotated as tektin-4-like. Gene Ontology annotation, cellular component: microtubule cytoskeleton; sperm flagellum; nucleus. The transcript is spliced from 8 exons. The record is from RefSeq and is a predicted model, not a curated record. Gene Ontology annotation, biological process: cilium assembly; cilium movement involved in cell motility. Lineage: Eukaryota; Metazoa; Chordata; Leptocardii; Amphioxiformes; Branchiostomatidae. Bases 171 to 1517 code for a protein of 448 amino acids.